Messenger RNA from Cucurbita moschata (crookneck pumpkin), 2568 nucleotides. RefSeq names its product vicilin-like. The transcript is spliced from 6 exons. The coding region runs from base 37 to 2463 and encodes 808 amino acids. The record is from RefSeq and is a predicted model, not a curated record. NCBI's taxonomy places the organism in Eukaryota, Viridiplantae, Streptophyta, Magnoliopsida, Cucurbitales, Cucurbitaceae.
UGGAUGUGGCUGUGAAGGGCAUCUCGGGUCUCAAACAUGGCGUUGUCUAAAGUUAAGCUUCGUUUGUGUCUCUUGGCGUUUACCCUUUUUCUUGCUUGUUUGUCUGUUGGUUUGGGUGCUAAGGGUGAGAGCCUUAGCAGCGGGGCUGGGGUUGACCAUGAUGGAUGUGUGAACCGGUGCGAGGAGCUGAAGGGGAAGAACGUGGAUGAGUUUGCUGCUUGUAAGAAGGGAUGUGGAGUGAACCAAAGGGGGAGUCCUCGUGCGGAGUAUGAGGUGUGUCGUCUCCGGUGCCAAGUGGCGGAGCGUGGGGUGGAGCAACAACGUAGGUGUGAACAGGUCUGUGAGGAGCGGCUGAGGGAGAGAGAGCAGGGAAGGGGGGAGGAUGUUGAUGAGGUUGAACGGAGAGAUCCUGAGUGGGAGAGAGAGGAGCAACGUCGGAGAGAACAUGAGCGGGAAGAACGACGUCGUCGUGAACGUGAGAGAGAGCGUGAGAGGGGUAGAGGUCGUCGUGAUUUGAAUGAGAGAGAUCCUAAACGUGAACAAGAAGAGAGACAACGUAGAGAGCAAGAACGACGCCGUAGAGAGCAAGAACAAAGAGAGCGAGAACGUAGAGGCGAGAGGGACGAGGAAGAUGAUGAAAACCAAAGAGACCCAGAUUGGCGUCGGGAGCAAGAACGCAGAGAGCAAGAGCGCCGCCGCAGAGAGCAAGAGCAAGAGCGCAGAGAACGCCAACGCAGAGGUGGGAGGGAUGAUGAAGAUGAAAACCAAAGAGACCCAGAUUGGCGUAGGGAGCAAGAGCGCAGAGAGCAGGAACGACGCCGCAGAGAGCAAGAGCGCAGAGAACGCCAACGUAGAGGCGAGAGGGAUGAUGAAGAUGAAAACCAAAGAGACCCAGAUUGGCGUAGGGAGCAAGAGCGCAGAGAGCAGGAGCAAGAACGCAGAGAACGCGAACGUAGAGGCGGGAGGGAUGAUGAAGAUGAAAACCAGAGAGACCCAGAUUGGCGUAGAGAGCAAGAACGACGUCGCAGAGAGGAAGAACAGAGAGAACGAGAAUGGGAAAGAGAGCAUGGGAGAAGGGGACGAGAAGAGCAGAGAAGCAGGGAAGAUGAACGGAGACGUCAAGAACGACAACAUGGGGGAAGAAGCCGUGUAAAUCAAGUAGCCAUUCGACGGACAGAGCUAGAACAGAGCAACAAUCCCUACUACUUUCAGGAGCAGCGUUUUCAAUCAAGGUACAGGUCUGACCAGGGCCAUUGGAGGGUGCUGGAGAAAUUCUCCGACAGGUCGGAGCUUUUAAAAGGAAUUAAAAACCAACGAUUAGCAAUUCUUGAGGCCCGCCCUCACACCUUCAUCGUCCCCCAUCACUUGGAUGCAGAAUGUGUUCUCUUGGUCGUAAGAGGAAGAGCGACGAUCACUACAGUAGUCCAGGAAAAGAGGGAAACUAGAAAAGAGUCUUACAACGUUGAAUCCGGGGAUGUUAUGACGAUCCCGGCCGGAACAACUUUAUACUUGGCAAACCAAGAAAAUGAAGAUCUCCAGAUCGUGAAAUUGGUUCAACCCGUCAACAAUCCGGGCGAAUUCAAGGAUUAUCUAUCCGCCGGAGGUGAAGCUCAAGCAUAUUACAGCGUUUUCAGCAAUGAUGUUCUCGAAGCUGCUCUAAACAUUCCACGAGAUAAACUAGAGAGGAUAUUCAAGCAGAGAAGGGAGAGAGGAGGAAAAAUCAUAAGGGCAUCACAAGAGCAACUAAGAGCGUUGAGCCAACGAGCCACCUCCGUAAGAAGAGGUAGUCGGGGAGUCAGAGCUCCGAUCAAGCUCGAAAGCCAGACCCCUGUUUACAACAACCAAUACGGUCAAAUGUUUGAGGCUUGCCCUGAUGAGUUCCCCCAACUUCGGAGAACCGAUGUGGCCACUUCCGUCGUCGAUAUCAAACAAGGUGGAAUGAUGGUGCCUCACUUCAACUCAAGAGCGACAUGGGUGGUGUUCGUUUCAGAAGGAGCUGGAUCCUUCGAGAUGGCCUGCCCUCACAUACAGAGCGGCCAAUGGCAGCGAGGAAGGAGAGAGGAAGAACGACAUUGGAGAAGGGAGGAAGAAGAGGAACGCGAAGAAAGAAGCGGUAGAUUCGAAAGAGUUGCCGGUCGUCUAUCAGAGGGCGGCGUACUCGUAAUUCCGGCAGGCCAUCCAAUCGCCAUCAUGGCUUCCCCUAAUGAGAAUCUCCGCUUGGUCGGGUUCGGAAUCAAUGCCGAAAACAACCAAAGAAACUUCCUCGCCGGGAGAGAGAACAUAAUGAACGAAUUAGACAGAGAAGCAAAGGAACUUGCCUUCAACGUAGAAGGAAAGCAAGCCGAUGAGAUAUUCAGAAGCCAGAGAGAAUCGUUCUUCACAGAAGGGCCGGAAGGUGGCCGGAGGAGGUCGACGGAGAGAAGCCCGUUGUUGUCGAUUCUGAAACUGGCCGGUUACUUCUGAAAGAGAGAGGAAGGAAAUGGAGGAGGGCGCGCUUAUGAAUGAAUAUCUAUGAAAUGGAGAGGGCGCGCUUUUCAACCUUUAUAUAAUAUUAUCUUUUUUUUUUUU